Etheostoma cragini (Arkansas darter) is the source of this 1897-nucleotide messenger RNA. It is a transcript of the gene dennd10, whose product is annotated as DENN domain containing 10. The transcript has 10 exons. Gene Ontology annotation, cellular component: late endosome. NCBI's taxonomy places the organism in Eukaryota, Metazoa, Chordata, Actinopteri, Perciformes, Percidae. The record is from RefSeq and is a predicted model, not a curated record. Gene Ontology annotation, molecular function: guanyl-nucleotide exchange factor activity; small GTPase binding. The coding region runs from base 254 to 1309 and encodes 351 amino acids. Gene Ontology annotation, biological process: protein transport; regulation of early endosome to late endosome transport.
AUUUUGCAGGGAGAGAGAGAGAGAGAGAGAGCGAGAGAGAGAGAGAGAGAGAACGAGAGAGAGUGAGUGAGAGAACGAGAGAGAGAGAGUGAGAGAGCGAGAGAGAGAGACAGAGAGACAGAGAGAGAGGUCUGUUGACAGCAGAAGGAAAUCAAUCACACCCAGGCCCCUGAUAAGUUUUGACACGUUUUACUUUCUUAUUGAAUCUGCAUUCUGUUAUUUGGACCUAACGGGAACAAUCAAGGUAUGGAAUAUGGCAGCAACUGAAACGCAGCUUAUGUUAAGCGUCGGAUUAAUCGAGAAAGAUGUGAAUGGAGACACACUGUGGGUAUGGUGCUAUCCCUCUGUGGGCUCAGACCUGAGGCCACUCCUGCUCAGCAAGUGCUGUCUGACACAGGACAGCCGGGAUUUCCACACCUUUGUGUUUGGUCAGUUCUGUCGCAUCUGGUACUACAUUACCACAGCGGAGGUGCAGGAACCUACAGCACUAAACAAGGUCACUCAUUUUUCAAUAGUAGUUACAGCAAAAGACUUCAACCCUGAGAAGUAUGCUGCACUUAGUAGAAUACUCUGCAGGAUGUACACCAAACAUGGCAGUCCAGUGAGGAUGAUGGAGGCGUAUGUCACCGUCCUCACCAAAGGAAUUUGCCAGAGUGAUGAAAACGGCUCAUUUCUAAUUAAGGAUUAUGAUGUUCGGAAGGCGUACUUGGCGGGUUCGGUUAAAGAUGUUGUGUCUCAGUUUGGUAUGGAGACCAUCAUCCUGUAUACCGCUCUCAUGUUGAAGAAGAGGAUCAUUGUCCAUCACCCUCGGAUUGAAGCACUGUUGGAGUUUACAAGAGUUCUCCCGACCCUGACAUGGCACAGGAAAGACUGGUCCAUCCUGCACCCGUAUGUACACCUGACUGAUACUGAGCUAGAGGAUCUCAAGAAAUGCCCUGGAUAUGUAGCAGGAUUUGUAGAUCCGGAAGUAAGCAACAGAUCCGACUUGUUUGAUGUGUACGUGAACCUCCCAGACAGUGUCAUCACAGUAUCCCAGAGUGCUAAAGAGGCCAUGGCUAUGGGGAAGUUGCACAAGGACAUUGGCCAUCUCAUUGUCCAGUCUGCAGAGGAUCCUGAGAGGUCAGAUAGCCAGGUCAUUAAGGAUAUUUCUCUCAAGACUAAAGAGAUCCUUGCCAACUUGGUGGCCCUGGCUGAGGAGUGUGAAGACUCUAAAAUCACAUUGGAAGGUUUAAAGCAGCGUCACUUCCCCCCGGCGACGGAGAACUUCCUCUUUCAUUUGGCAGCUGCCGAGCAGCUCUUACGGAUAUAGACCUGUUACCAGACACCGUGCUGCAGGAUGACGUUACGGUCAGCGGCGUGCUGUUGUGUUUGUUGGGAUAAUUACUGUUGUCUGAAAGGCUUCUGCACAUUCUCACUGUUAUCAUUAGUGUGUGCACAAGCCAUUGUUCUCCCAGUAAUCUCCAUGUGAGGUAGGAAGGUGCCCCCAGCACUGUUGUGCUCAUAUGUGACAUAAGCGACGUCAGGAUGUUUUACAUUAUAGCAUGACAGGAUAAACCCAGGUUUGGCUAUGGAAGGGAUCAUGUAGAGCGAGCGGGCCAAACUGCAAAGUAAAGCCCGGCAGGGUGAUGCAGGACCCAACGUGAAAGGGUUUAAACUGUAAAAGUUGACCCGCUCACUCUACAUUAUCCCACUUAUUACAAGACUACUAAUUUUGACCCACAAUUUUGAUUUAAAACAUUUUUAUUGAUUUAAAAAUGGCCCUGGAGAGUCUAUGAUCUCGACUGCGUCUGUAGCAGCUGUCUGCUAUCCAGAAAUGACAGGCUGUAGAAUGGCCUAAUUGACCAAUCAGAAUUGUGUAUUCAUUGCCAAAUAAUCCCAUGAAAAGACUAAAACCAAC